AUGUCCCCCUUCCAAGUGCUCAUGGGUUACCAACCUCAGCACAAUAUUCCCACUGUGGGAACAACAGAUGCUCUGGACAUUGCUUCUAGACUGAUUCAACUAACACACCUCUGCACGGAGAUCCAGUCUAGUAUCCGACUAGCAGAAGAAAUGGUGAAGAAACGCAAUAAGGACAAGUUUGUCGAAUACACGCCAGGACAGAAGACCCAAGACCAACCCUAA
Fibroporia radiculosa is the source of this 222-nucleotide messenger RNA. RefSeq lists its product as uncharacterized. NCBI's taxonomy places the organism in Eukaryota, Fungi, Basidiomycota, Agaricomycetes, Polyporales, Fibroporiaceae. The transcript is spliced from 2 exons. The coding region runs from base 1 to 222 and encodes 73 amino acids. The record is from RefSeq and is a predicted model, not a curated record.